AUGACAGCGAUCAAAAACCCCUUCUUGAUUCAGGACGUGGCGGCAGGUCGAGGCUACGGCAGCGCCAGGCCGUCCGCGGCUCCUCUCUUCCUUAUCCACGACGCCAGCGGCAACAUUGUCAGCUACCUCAAGCUGGGCUCUCUGGGGGGUGCUCGCAGAGUGUACGGCAUCAGUGAUCCUCGUUUCGGGCAUGAAGGCGGUGCCUGGCUGAGCGUCAACGAAUUGGCCCGGCACUAUAUCAAACUCGUCAAGAAAGUCACGCUACGGGGAAACAUUCUCCUGGGAGGGUGGUCAUUUGGGGGCAUCAUCGCCAUCCAGAUGGCUCACAUGCUCGCCGCAGAGGGCCGAGGCCUCGUGUGCUCAGGCCUGGUCCUGAUCAAUACCAUCUACCUUUCGCCGUCCCGUUCUCUCGGCUCCGGCGCAAACUCUAACCUUGCACCUUCGAUGCCCGCAAGCGUGACGCCCGACACCCGUGACGAGAUCCUGGUCUCGCUGGUGCGCGCCCACAUGCUCUGCUCGUCUUGGCCGCCGCCUUCGUGGGCCCGCCGCCGGGUCCCACAUGCAGUGCUCAUCAAGGCGGCGGAUUCGAUCCCGGUCCGGCCCGGGUCCAUCGAAGAAGACGGGAAAGCUGCUUUGUGCAGGCUGGACGCGCAGCGCCAUCAAACCGAUCUUGGUUGGGGCGAGACGCAGCCAGGGCUUGUCACCGCUGUCAUCGACACGCCGGGACACCACUACGCCCUGUUUGCCGACGAGAACGUAUAUAUGGUCCACGACCGAAUCGCUCAAGCAAGCCCUCAGCCUGCUGGAGGGCGAACAUUAGCAAUGACUGAUGAUGGCCGCGGCAAUUCCACCCGCGGCGUAGUGUCUGAGGAAUACUCAGACAAGAGUGACGCCGCUUCGAGCGAGAAGGAUAACCUCCUCAGCGAUCACCACUGUCAACACCAACAAUGCAUCAGCCGUGGGGACUCUUGGGAGAGAAGCAGUUCCAAACGGACGAGCCGCCAGAAGAUCUCGAGGAUAGUCUUUGCCGAUUCCGUGUUCUGGAUCCAGUGGGCCAUCAUUGUUUGCCUUGCCAUCAGCACUUGCGCCCUGGCAGCGCAGCGGCGGGCCUGUAUUGCCGGACCGGUGAUGAUGCCCGCGACGGCCCCGACCCGGUCAACCAUCGAGCCGCUAGUCCCGGACCAUGUCACCGCGGCCCAAGAGCCCCUGAACUACGGCUACUACGUGCCCGAGCCGAUCCCCUACGACAUCUUUAGCAAUGUCUUACUGAUGGAGCAGCGACUGGCAGAGCUCGAGUAUGCCAAUGUCGGCACAGGGGUGAAGGCCAACGGACGUUACGGCGUCUAUGUUGACAAGUCGGGCAGGCAGCGCUUCCUUUACCCCAAGCUCACCAUCAACAACACCGAGGCCUACGUCAUAUCAGGCUUGCACCAGAUGCACUGCAUGAUGGAGACGCUGCGCGAUUAUGGGCUGCUCGUCAACGGGUUUCGGCCGCUGUGGAACGAUCACCACGUCAUCCACUGCUUCAACAAGUGGUACAGGUCCAUUGCCUGCUCCGCCGAUAGCACGGCCGAGGGAUACCAGGAGCCGUUCGGCAGCGUGCCCAUGAGCGAGGUCCACCGCGCCAGCUGGGCCAGCAGUGUGCCGCGGUGCCGCGACUUUGGCGCCCUUGUGCGCUGGGCCGAGGACCCGGCACAUGCUUUGCCCUUCCACUAUGACUCGGGUCUCAACGUGACGGAUGUGUCUAGGUUGCCUGGGGAGUGUGACUUGACCAGGUGCCGUAAUGGGGGGGGUUGGAAGGGGCUGGACUGA
Molecule: messenger RNA, 1812 nt
Organism: Colletotrichum destructivum
Lineage: Eukaryota; Fungi; Ascomycota; Sordariomycetes; Glomerellales; Glomerellaceae
Product: Putative mycotoxin biosynthesis protein UstYa
Exons: 3
Coding region: 1-1812 (603 amino acids)
Biological process (GO): mycotoxin biosynthetic process
Source: RefSeq, a predicted model, not a curated record